Tilletiaria anomala UBC 951 is the source of this 789-nucleotide messenger RNA. RefSeq lists its product as uncharacterized. The transcript is spliced from 3 exons. The coding region runs from base 1 to 513 and encodes 170 amino acids. Lineage: Eukaryota; Fungi; Basidiomycota; Exobasidiomycetes; Georgefischeriales; Tilletiariaceae. The record is from RefSeq and is a predicted model, not a curated record.
AUGUUUGUCUCAUCCUCUCUUUUCUUCCAGGACCGCAUCAGAGAGAAACUGAACGCCCUGCGCGUCGAAGCGGACGCUGCUAUUGCGCGUGCCGAAACCGCUGAAGCACGAGUGAAGGAGCUGGAGCAUGCGUCGCUCAAGAACGACCAGGAGAUCGCUUCGUUGCAGCACAAGCUCUCCGUCGCCGAAGGCCAGCUCGAGGCAGCAGAGGGCAAGCUGACUGAGCACAAGAGCCUCGCAGCAGAGGGCGAGAGCAGCAAGGGAAUGGCAGAUAGCUUGCAGAGGAAGAUCGCGCUGCUCGAGAGCGAGCUGGACACCAGCGAGAAGAACCUCCGGGAGACCACAGAGAAACUCCGCCUGGUUGAUGUCAAGGCCGAGCAUUUUGAGCGCCAAGUGCAAUCACUCGUGCAGGAGCGGGACGCGUGGGAAAAGAAGUACGAGGAAGCGCAGGAAAAGUACAUCAGCUCCAAACGCGAGCUCGACGAGGUCGUCCUGCAGAUGGAGUCCCUCUAGACGCACUCUUUCAUGUGGGCAGCGCUGCUAUGGCGACGGGAAUUCGGCAGUGCAGUACAAUACUGCGCUCGCCGGGGCGGCAUCGCUGGAAUGAUGCAGGCAGCUUCCUCCCUCGCCUCUGCGCGUCAUAGCAACGAAUAGCAAUGAUGACAUGACAAUGCGAUGUAAGAGAAAGUCGCAGAGGGACAUGUUCCCCUGUAGGAUGUUACUGCUGCGGAUGCGGCAGAAGGCGUUUGCAUGCCCGACGAAGGAUUAGGAGAGCGUACGGAACACAUC